This is a messenger RNA of Apis florea (little honeybee), 4107 nucleotides long. RefSeq names its product microtubule-associated protein tau (gene tau). Gene Ontology annotation, molecular function: microtubule binding. Lineage: Eukaryota; Metazoa; Arthropoda; Insecta; Hymenoptera; Apidae. Gene Ontology annotation, cellular component: neuron projection. Gene Ontology annotation, biological process: neuron projection development; microtubule cytoskeleton organization. The record is from RefSeq and is a predicted model, not a curated record.
GUUUAUGGAGAGAGAUAUCAUCUCGUCAGAGAAUCGUCCGGUCUGCUUAAACUCUCUAAUAAUAUGAACGAAGUGAGAAUGGAUUCGCAAGAAACCACGAGCAACGCGGCCGAAUCUCCCUCGAACCGCGAAUUAAAUGUGGUAAAGCCAAAUCCUCCAUUACCGACCGUGUAUCGGGCGAGACCGCAAGGUCCACCUGGAUUACCAAGGCACCCUGUAAAUAAUGGUCCCAUAGGACGACCGGGCCACGGGCAGCCUCAAAUCCGUUUCGACAAUCGAUCGGCCCCAACAGGGCCGAGCAAUCAUCAGUUCGUACAGCUGAGACCGUACCCGGCCCCUCCAAGGCCACCCGGUGCUCCUUACCCCCAGAAACCGGCCCAACAUCCGCCCAACAUCGUUCCGCGUUUCCCACAAUCGCAAUUGCAACGUCCACCAAGACCACCGCCCCCCCAUCCUGGAAAUUAUCGAGCGCAAAAGUUCCAAGGAGGCUUGCAACGACCCCAACAACCGAGACAGGAAUAUCCUCAGCAACGAAGCCAGGAUUCGCAGCUGGCGAGAUCGCGGGAAAUCGCGCAGUUGCAACGAAAUGAGUCGUUGUUGAACAUUGGCUGCCGACAGAACUUGGAACAGAGGCGGGAAGAGGGGAAACAACAGGUGGCGCGAGCACUGUCGGUCGACAAAAUGGCGGACGUGGACAACUCGAAGAAGGUGCAACAGUUCGAGAAGGAGAGAAGCGAAUUGAGGGAGAACGACGACGACGACGACGUCGUGAUGGACGGGAAGUCGCCCCGAGCUAACGGCGACGUUUCUGACGAUUUGAUCGAGGCCAAGUUGUUGAGAAGCGACGUCCAGCCGGUGAGGAGACCUGAAACCGCGACGAUAAACGGGAAAAUGGCCGACAAACCGGAUGUGGUCGCGGAGAAGAAGAUCGAGAAACGUGUUAAAGAUUCGAACGUGGCCGAAAGUGACAACAGAUUGUCCGGGAAAUUGGACGAGGAAACGCAUAAAAGAUCGCUGGAUAAGGAAGACGUUGAUAAUCAGAUGGACGAGCCGGAAAGGAAGUUGCUGAAAGACCAAAAUGAAAAGGAGAACUCGAAUAAGGAAAAUUUCGACGCGAGGCCAAUGAUCGAUGCGAAUCCAGUCGACAAAGAUCGAGUCGGGAAUUCGAUUGAAAAGGAUGAACACGACACGAAAUUGACGACACAGGUUCAUGCGAAUUCCUCGUCCACUCUGGACGUCAAAGAUCGGAUCGAGAAGGAGAGCGGCUUGAGCAAGGAAAGCGGCACCAAAGUGACGAUACAAGCUGAUAUGCAUUCUUCAUCCGUUUCGUUUGUCAAAGAUCAAAUGGAGAAAGAGAAGAGUUCGAAUAAGAAGGGUGACGAGAAAACACAGAUUGACGCGAAUUCCGUUCCACCUGUCGAAGAAAAUUUAAAUAAGGAAAGUAAGGACACGAAAGUGACGACACGAGCUGAUACGCAUCCCAUUCCAGCUGUCGUGGAAGACAAGGUUAGUGCGUCUGUCGAAAAAUCUGCUAGCGAAGAAAAGAAGCAGACUUCACCAGAAAAAUCGACGAAACCAGGCGAGGAUAAUAGUCAACAGACGCAAGCUUUAUCCAAGCCAAGUCCUGACAAAUCUCCAAUGAAACAGGAGUUGAACACGUCUGCAUCUCUCGAUAAAUCGAGUCAAAACGAGGAAGAAACGAAAAAACCUGGGGAACAAUCGAAAGAGGAAUCGACGAAGGUGCAGAAGAGCAGAGAGGAGCUGAAGACGCCACAAAGCGAUUCGCGCGCAACUACGCCAAAGAACGAGGAAUCGAAGGAGGAUCGAAAGAUGGAGAAGGAGAAGGAGCCAGAGGAGAAAAUCGAUUCGAAGCCAGAAAUUGAAUCAGAAAUGAAGUCAGAGGAUGCGUCGAAGGAUAAAGACGAAGAGGAAUCGAAAGCAUCCAAGGACAGGUCGAUGGAGACGAGCAAGGAGGAGGCAGAGAGCAAAGAAGUGCCUAAGUCUUGGGGAAAAUCGUUGGAUCCUGUUCAUUCUCCAAAGGAGAAAGAAUCGAGCGAUCCAUCUGCGAAUUUGGUCGAAGAAAAUGUCUUGAAAAAUUCUGACAAAGAAUCUUUGGAACAGAAAAGUGUCGCUGCGAGUCGUCCUGCUUCUGGAAGCAAGGAAGCAAGCGAGACGAAAGCUCCGCUAUUAUCAGAGGAUCGAGAGGAGGUUGCAGAAUCAACAUCGUCGCCUUCAAAGUCUCCCGAGGAAGGUACGAAGAGUUUCGACAAUGGGCAGCAGAGGUCGUUGUCGAUAAAAUCUUCGCCGAGUCAAAGUCUUCGGUCGCCUGUCUCCCCCAAAUCGCCUAUCGACGACAAGAAACUGAAGGAAGGAGAGGUGAAAACUGAGGGGGGAAAGGAUGAGGCUAAAACGACACCUGAAACGAAAAGUUUGUCGAAAUCGGCUACGCCUAAACGCGCGCCCACGUCUGGUAAACAGGAUAAGAAAUCGAGAAAGAAGUCUUCUACGACACCAGAAGUAGAAAACGGCAGUGUAACAAACGAAUCGGUUCAAUCCAAUGCGGAACCAACGACGAAUGGAGUUGAGGAUUCACCGACGAAAAAGUCACCCUCUAAGACGAAGGAAGCCGAUAAAAGAUCGACAGCUGGAUCACCUGUAAAAUCGCCAAGUAAGUCCGUCAAAUCGUUGCCAAGAACUCCAGAUACUCCUUCGUCGACAACUGCUUUGGAGAAGAAAAAACUGCCUAUGAACAAAAUUCAAGUAGGAUCGGCGCCUUCUCCAAAUCUGAAAACAGUACGAUCGAAAAUCGGCUCGUUGGAAAACGCAAGUUACAAACCAGGUGGUGGAAAGGUGAAAAUAGAGAACAGAAAGCUCGACUUCAGUAAAGCGCAACCGAAAAUCGCCGCGAAAAAUGAGAAAUAUACACCCAGUGGUGGCGAUAAAAAGAUCGCCCAGAUUAAGCUUCAAUGGAAUGCAAAACCAAAAGUCGGAUCAUUGGAAAAUGCAACGUACAAACCUGGUGGUGGAGACAAAAAAAUAGAGACAGUGAAACUUGAUUUCAAGGAUAAAGCAAAACCGAAAGUAGGCUCGAAGGAAAAUGCCAAACACAUUCCUGGCGGUGGUAGCAUUAAAUCAUCGGCAACACCACCUAAGACGCCACAGGAUACGAACAACGACAUUCAGACACAAAAAAUUGACAUCAAAGCUGAGAGUAAAAUUGGCUCCUUAGACAAUGUGAAGCAUAAGCCAGGAGGUGGCGAUAAGAAAAUCUUCAACGAUAAAGAAUACCUUCGACAAACUGGUACCAAUCCUGAAAGCCUUUGUGGCAGUGGAUCACAGGAAAAUACAGUUGAAGAGAUUAAUUCUUCUCUUGAACAGACAAAAGAUGAUUUACCACAACCACCACCAAGUACACCAACAAAAAUACAAAACCUACCAUCACCGUCUUCUAUAAUAACUCCUAAAGCAAUCAGAAGUAGUUUGGCUAAAUCUCCUGAAAUAGGGUCAAAAAAAAAUUCAUCGUCUCUUGAAACUAUAGAGAAGGAAGAUAAAAACAAGAAAAAUCUAAGUUCAGAAGAUAAAAAUAUAAUGAAAAACAGAACAGCAAAGUCUCCUAUAAUUUCGCAUUCUCUUAAUAUUUCUCAAGCAAAGAGUCCAGAAAAUAGAACAAUGAAAUCACCUACUUCUUCACACGUUCUUAAUAAUUCUAAACCAAAAAGCCCAGAAGAUAGUCCAACGAAAAUACCUACUUCUUCACGUCCUUCCAGUAGUUCUCGAUUGAAAAAUCCAGAAGAAAAAAAAUCAUCUACUUCUCCACGUUCUUCUGAUAAUUCUUCAUUAAAAACUCCAGAGGAUAAAACAAUGAAAUCACCUAUUUCUCCACAUUCCGCUAAUCUUCAAGUAAAAAGUCCAGAUAAAUCUGCCUCUCACAUGUCUGGAAAAAUAUCGCCAAAAGAGUUACGGCUUCCAAAAUUGGCACAUUCUCCUAUACCACAAGAAAUUACUACAGUUCCUGAAGCAAAAAUUAAUUUACCAAAAUUGACCGAACGUAUUACGCAUUAAAUUAUUUUUCAAAUAUUUGAAAAUAAACUUAUUAAUUAUUAAGAG